Penaeus monodon (black tiger shrimp) is the source of this 352-nucleotide messenger RNA. RefSeq names its product calcium-dependent secretion activator-like. The coding region runs from base 29 to 352 and encodes 107 amino acids. NCBI's taxonomy places the organism in Eukaryota, Metazoa, Arthropoda, Malacostraca, Decapoda, Penaeidae. The transcript is spliced from 4 exons. Gene Ontology annotation, biological process: synaptic vesicle exocytosis; dense core granule exocytosis. The record is from RefSeq and is a predicted model, not a curated record.
AGAGGAGGAGAGCAAACGCCCAGGCAGGAUGCAGCAGAGCCUGAACAGCGAGCUCAUCAUGCCCAAGGAACAGCUUUUUGAUAUGUUCCAGCAGAUCCUCAGCUUGAAGAAGUUUGAACAUCAGCUGCUCUUCAAUGCCAUGCAGCUGGACAGCCAGGAUGAACAAGCAGCAGCCAUCCGCCGAGAACUGGACGGCAGGAUGCAGAAAGUUGCGGAAUUAGAGAGGGAGUUAGAGGGUCUUAAGAGAGAUCCAGAAAAUCGCAAGUUGAUGCCCAAGUUUGUUGUGAAGGAGAUGGAGUCCUUGUACCUUGAAGAACUGAAGACCUCUAUCAACCUCCUGAUGGCCAACUAG